AAUAUUAUGAUGCGGAUAUGACGUUAAAAUUUUUUUUUUUUGAAACGAUCGAAAACACUAACAAUAAAAACAUGAAAAUAGAAUCUAAUUUUUUUCCUUCUUUAAAAUGUAAUUUAUGAAACAUAAUUUUUAUCGUGAAUCAGUUAUAAAUAACAGCAACUGCUAUAGCAUUCGCUUGAAAACAUUUCCUUGUAUUAUUAUCGUGCAAUAAAAGCAACAUCAAAAUAUAGAAAUUCACGGAAAACAACACAUUUCUUGAAAUCAAUAAAAGUUCAGAAAAAAUGGCGACGCUUUACGAAAAUUUAGGCGACGCUAAUAACAAACCAGAAGUUGUUCCGAGGCAACUAAAAGUUGGAAUACUCACAGUAAGUGAUCGAUGCUCUGCUGGUACACAAGAAGAUAAAAGUGGCCCUAAUUUAAAGAUUCUUGUUGAGUCACAUUUACAAAGGCUUGGCUCAGUAAAUGUUUUGACUGGAUGUGUACCUGAUGAAUUUCAUAUUAUUAAGAGCUGUCUUACUCACUGGAGUGAUAAUGAAAACUGUGUUCUUAUUCUCACUACUGGUGGAACUGGUUUCUCAUUAAGAGAUGUUACCCCAGAAGCAACUAAAGAUGUAAUUGAUCGUGACGCACCUGGCCUUACAGUCUGCAUGUUAAGUAAAUCAAUAGAAAGUACUCCUACUGCAAUGCUUUCACGUCCAGUGUGUGGAAUUAGAAAGUCAACAAUAAUCUGUAACUUACCUGGAAGUAAAAAAGGUUCACAGGAAUGUUUUGAAUUUAUAUUACCUGCAUUAGGUCAUGCUUUUGAUUUGGUGUUAAAUAACAUUCAUAAAAUUGAAUUGACUCACACAAAUAUGACAAAAGUGACGGCACAAGUGCAUAAGGAAAAUAUAAAAAAGUCUCCUCCUCAUUGCCAUGGGCGAACUGAAAGCACAAAUGAAGUAAUAUGUCUUGUUCAAAAUUGUCAAAAUCAAUAUUUUGAAACACCACCAAUGUCUAUUCGUGGCAGUCUUGACAGUCUGCACAGCAAUGACUCAUCAAUAGAUUCUUCUGAUUAUUAUUCUCAAUCUUCAACAGAAAAUAAUCAUGCGUGUCCUCACAGAAAAACAGCGGUAUAUAUUGACACUCCAAAAGUAGCUGAACGAGAUCGUUUUUCUCCGUACCCUAUGUUACAAGUACAUAAAGCCCUUUCAAUUAUUCUUGGUUCAAUCCAGCCAAUGAAAAAAAGGCAUUUAGUCAAUCUCCAUGCAGGUCUUUUAGGAAAAAUAUUGAUGGAAGAUAUUCGAGCAAAAGAACCUUAUCCACCAUUCCCUGCAUCAGUUAAAGAUGGUUAUGCAGUUAUUGCUGCUGAUGGUAGUGGUGUGCGCAAAGUUAUAGAACCUAUAUAUGCAGGACAUAUGCCCCAGCAGUCGAUUUCAAGUGGGGAAUGUAGCAGAAUCACAACAGGAGCUCCUAUUCCUCCAGGAGCAGAUGCUGUUGUUCAAGUUGAAGAUACAGAAGUUGUUGAAAAGACCAAGAAAGGAGAUGAAAUUCUAGUUAAUAUAAAGAGCAUCCCAGUUCAAAAGCAAGAUAUCAGGCCUAUUGGUUUUGAUAUACGUCAAGGUGAAACUUUGUUGUAUGCUGGAGAAAAACUUGGCCCAUCGGAACUGGGGCUGCUAGCUAUGGCAGGAAUUAAUACAGUUCCUGUAUAUUCGCCACCUUCAAUUGGAGUUUUUUCAAGUGGUGACGAGUUAGUUCCCCCUGGAGAAGAAAAAGGAAAAGGUCAAAUUUAUGAUUCAAACAAGAUAGCUCUUAUUGCUGCUAUUCGUGAGCAGGGAUUCAAUGCAGCUGAUUUGGGAGUACUUCCUGACAAUCCUUCUCGAUUGUGUGAAGUUCUUCUAAACAUAAUCGAUGAUACUGCACAUCAAAUAGUUAUCACAACUGGUGGUGUAUCUAUGGGAGAAAAGGAUCUUAUCAAGAAGUUUUUAGAAAAAUUUGGCGACAUAAAGUUUGGUAGAGUGAAUAUGAAGCCAGGAAAACCGACUACGUUUGCUACAAUCAAACGUGGUUCUAUCACAACGUAUUUUUUUGCUUUACCUGGGAAUCCAGUGUCUGCAAUCGUUACUUUCUAUUUGUUUGUUUUACCUGCUAUCAGAAAAUUAGCCGGUUUUAGUAAACCAAACUUGCAACGUAUACAAGCGCGGUUAAGUUUUGAUAUUAAUUUGGAUAUUCGUCCUGAAUAUCAUCGUGUUCGUUUAAAUUGGGAUACUGAUGAUGGUGUUCCGCUCGCAAUUACAACUGGAAGUCAGUGUAGCAGCCGUUUACUAAGCAUGCGUUCUUGUCAUGCGUUAGUAGAGAUGCCUAGUAACGAAGCUGUACGAAAUCUUACUAAAGGCAGCUUGGUAACUGCUCUUUUGAUUCCUAAGCUAAUAACUUGACAAGUUCAAACGGUUGAUUGAAUUUUCUGGUAUAUGGCGUUUGAGAAACGUCGUAAGAUCUUGGUGAUUUUUAUCGAAAAUCAUCAAUCAGUUUAGUUUAUGGUGAGAUAAUUAGUAUAUACAAGAUAUUAUCUUUUAUCUCUAUAAUUUUUAUAAGUGCGAACAAAGUCAUCGGUUGUUAUGAGAAGAAGUGCUCAGUUGUUCUUAAUUUAUGCUCAUAUAAUCUUGAAAAGAAUAACUGAGCAUAAAUUAAAGGUGUUUCUUUACUUGAGAAGAGUAAUUAAUCGUAAUAUUUAAAAUAAUUCUUUAUUUUUUACAUUUAGUAACACUUUUUUUAAAGUUUUAAAAUAUUUAGAUGUUUUGAUAGUAUUUAAUAUUUUAUCGAUAUAAUGAAUUGUAUUAUUUUUUUUAUAUUUGUUAAACGUUUUUGUACUAUUUUUGUACUACUUACGUAGACUUGAAAAAAGUGUAAAAGUG
Molecule: messenger RNA, 2891 nt
Organism: Hydra vulgaris (swiftwater hydra)
Lineage: Eukaryota; Metazoa; Cnidaria; Hydrozoa; Anthoathecata; Hydridae
Product: gephyrin
Biological process (GO): molybdenum incorporation into molybdenum-molybdopterin complex; Mo-molybdopterin cofactor biosynthetic process
Cellular component (GO): cytoplasm; cytosol
Molecular function (GO): molybdopterin molybdotransferase activity
Source: RefSeq, a predicted model, not a curated record